Messenger RNA from Cherax quadricarinatus, 851 nucleotides. The record is from RefSeq and is a predicted model, not a curated record. Lineage: Eukaryota; Metazoa; Arthropoda; Malacostraca; Decapoda; Parastacidae.
CUAAUUGUUGACAAUUUUUCAGGUUGUGUCAUUUACGGAUGUGUUCCUGCGGCACACUGGUGCACGCUUGGUGUUGAUCAUUGUGCCCAUCAACACACUGCAGAACUGGUACGCCGAGUACAAUGCCUGGCUUCCUGAGGAUGGCACCGUCCCCCCUACCACCCCCGACGGCUACGAGCUGUGGAGUCGCAAGUUCAAGGUGUUCCUGCUGAACGACUCCCUCAAGAACCUCAACCAGAGAGCCAAAGUGAUCAACGAUUGGUACGAGACGGGUGGAGUCCUCCUCAUGGGCUAUGAACUCUACCGUCAACUCUCCCUCAAGAAGCCUAAGAAACCCAAGAAGAAGAAGAAAGAUGCAGAUAACAAGGAAAUUGUAGAUAUUGAGGAAGAAGAUAAAAACAAAGAACUGUUAGAAGAGAUUCAGAAGGCCCUGGUGAAGCCAGGUCCAGACCUGGUGAUCUGUGACGAGGGUCACCGCAUCAAGAACGCCCAUGCCAAUAUCUCCCAGGCUCUCAAGAACAUCCGUACUCGCCGCCGUGUCGUACUCACCGGCUACCCUCUCCAGAACAACCUCCUGGAGUACUGGUGUAUGGUCGACUUUGUCAGACCUAAUUAUCUUGGUAAGAUAACUCAGUUUAGCCUUCUAAUUGUUGUUAACAACUUCGUAAUGUACUAGAAUUCACUCUUCCAGGUUCACAAUUCUUUGUAAUAUAAAAGAGUUUACCCUGCUAGGUCCAGUUAUCUUUGUAAUAUAGUAGUCUGCCCUGCCAGGUCCAGUUAUCUUUGUAUUAUAGUAGUAUGCCCUGCCAGGUCCAGUUAUUUUUGUAAUAUUGAAGAGUUUACCCUGCUAG